UGCCACCUUACUUUUUGAAAGGGGAGUAGAGCCGGGUUUUGAGGUGUGUUCUUGGUUCUGCUCCGGUAUGUUGGCGUUCUGCCUGCUGAGUGCCGUGUGGCUCGCAGCGAGCCCAGCCCGCGCUCAGAACGAGACGGAACCAAUCGUCCUGGAGGGGAAGUGCCUGGUGGUGUGCGACUCCAACCCGACCGCGGACCCCACGGGCACGGCGCUCGGGAUCUCUGUGCGCUCGGGCAGUGCCAAAGUGGCGUUCUCUGCAGUCCGGAACACCAACCACGAACCCUCCGAGAUGAGCAACCGAACCAUGGUCAUCUACUUCGACCGGGUUCUAGUAAACGUUGGGAAGAAUUUCGACGAGGAGAGAAGUAAUUUCAUCGCGCCACGUAAAGGGAUUUACAGUUUUAACUUCCACGUAGUCAAAGUCUACAACCGCCAAACUAUACAGGUGAGCCUGAUGCACAACGGCUGGCCGGUGAUUUCGGCGUUUGCCGGCGACCAGGAUGUGACGCGCGAGGCGGCCAGCAACGGCGUUUUGAUCCAGAUGGAGAAGGGAGACCGGGCCUACCUCAAACUGGAGAGAGGAAACCUAAUGGGAGGAUGGAAAUACUCCACCUUUUCUGGCUUCCUGGUGUUCCCCAUGUAGAGGAAGAGGAGGAGGAGGUGGAGCAGGGGAUGGAAACGAAAAGGAGGAGGAGCUGGGGAAAGAUGAAAAGUGUGAUGACGGAGAAAAGGCAGAUGGAGGAAGAAGAGGGCCGUAGGAAAAAAGAAGAGGACUUGAAUAAGAUGGCGGAAAAGAAGAAGACAGAAGAGGGAAUGUGACAACAGACUCUGAUUGGACACUGCAGAGGGAGGAGGAAAGAGGAAGGAUGAGGGAUGUAAGAGAGAUGUAAGAGCGUGGCACAGAACGAUUAUUAGAGGAUUAAAAGAGAAAAGAAUUACAAAGCCGGUACAUUAAAGUGCAUGGCCAGCUUUUUCACUCUCCUCCUUUCAUCCAUCCUUUCAUCCAUCCUCCCUCUGUUUUUUUCUCUGUGGCUUGACUGCAGCUUUGGACAGCCAAAACUUUUUUUAUUCUCUGCUGAAAGACGCAAUUGAUCAUUUGUAUGUUCCAGAGUGUUCUAAAGCCCGAGUGUAACCCUCCCUCCCUCCCCUCCCUCUCCUCCACAUUCAUUCAUUCAAUCAUUAAUUCAUCGACGUCGAUCAACAUACGCUUUGAAGAAUGUCUCUUGAAGAACUGUUCCUGUCAUCUCCAUUUAACUGUGGUCAUAUUUAUGUCUGUUUUUCAUGCUCGAGAUAAAAAGCACUGAUUUGAUUUGAUCAGCCUCAACCCCAAAACCAAAACUUUAAAGGGGACGCAAAACUGUGAUUACAAAAUCAGAUGCUGGUGAACGUAUUCCUUGUCAAGACGUAUUUUAAAGUUAUCCUAAUAACUACUGGCUUUUCAAAAUCUUUGUGUUUGUAAGACAUAUUCGUCUCCUUGGUCCCCUCCUAUCCAUUUCUCCUACAUCCAUGAAUUACAUGCAAAAAAUAUAAACGUGAUAUCGUUGUAAAAUGUCUCAGAGGAAAAAUAGUUUUUUAAUACCAAAUCGCAACGGAAAUGGAGUUUUUGAAAGACAGGUAACACCAUCUAAAUAACUGUUUUAAUUGUCAUGAUGAGGAAGCGUGAUACAACACAUUUGCCAAGUCACAAAAUGUUGAUACUGAAUGUAUCGCUACACAAUAUCUUCUGAUAGCAACCAAAUCUCAGAACCCAUCAGCAAUCAUCGUCUGAUAGAUGUUAUACGCCUCUGGGAGCGGAUGCCAAUUUCUCUGUAAUUUUCAGCGAAGCCAGCAGUCAGUGUUAAACGACUUCCAGGAAAGACUUCCUUUUCUGUGCAGCAUUUAUGUUCCAGACCUGUCAUUUAUUGGUCCAUAACAUCCCAGAGGAACACCCUCACAAACAGUAGAAUAAAAGAUAUACUCCAGCUUCACUCUGGCUCGCAUCAGCCGACAGAAACCUUUUUUUCUCUUUGAUUAAUCUUAAAUUAACUGAAAUAACAUCAUCAUAAUGCAGAUUUAUAAAACAGUAAGAAGUCAAGCUCUGUCAGGUCUGUCUUCAAGUAGAGAAGAAAACAAAUGUUGUUGAACUGAGGUCAGAUCGAUCAUUUCUGAUGGGUUUCAGGAAGUCAGGGAAUCUAAAUGCUGACCGGUUUUCAUGACACAGCGUCGAGAACAUUUGUCGCUAAAGUCAAAAUAUUUUAUCUGGAUUUGAUUGUUAGUUACGCUUUUAUGCAGAUAUCUAUUAACAGAGAUAACUUAAUCAUCAUUUGGUAUUUUCUUCUCUCCAUACACACUGUUUCUGCUGCAUCACACAAGAUGACAGACAGAUCUGAUAUAAUAUCAUCAUCGGGUACGAUAUUGACGUAAUUUACACAUCGGACAUUGGACUGACGGCGCCAAUCAAGAAACAAUGUGUGCUGUAUACAGCAACGUCAUGGGUAUAAUUUAAAAAUAGGUGUAAUUAAAAUAAGGCCUGCAAGAUAUGAGAAAUACAUGUGAUUUGCAAUAACAUAACCAAAGUCAUGAUUGACACCACAAUGAAUCAAACAUCCAAAGUGGCACCAGAUAAUCUGAGGGCAGCUGCUUGCUCGCUGCUAGCUAGCAUCUGAGUGUUUCAAAAUGGUGUGAAAACAUGGUCAUUAUACCCAGACCUCCGUCCCAUAGGUUGACUGAAAGUAUCGCUUGUUUCUUUAAAAUCAUUUAUCUUAUUUAUCGGGAUAAAUUCAGACUUUUGCGAUGUAUUUAUUGCAAUCGCUCAUAUCGCGAUAACGAUUAAUUAAUUGCGCAGCUCUGAUAAAAAUCCUGUCUUCAGUCUUGUACUUGAUACUUAUCUGUGACUGUAUGUAAUGAACCUCACGCUGGUGCUGAUACAACUCGCAUAGAGAGCAAUGCUACACCCCACUGUCACUGACAUCCGUCCGGCAGCCACACAAACAUUUGAAUAAACCUCAAUCCCCUCCGUCUACAUUUUCAUCUCCUUUCUCUGAGUCUGUUCAUCCAGCCGCCGUCACUGCUGCUGUUUUUUCAGAUAUGUACCCCUCCCUCUACAGGAUCCUCCCUUUGACUAUGCUGUUUACCCACAAGUGCAGAUUUCUCUCUCGUCCUCUUUUGUAUACGCCUGUUACCCCCUCACUCACCUCUCUCUCUUCCUUUGCUCCAUCCCCCUCUCCUUCCUCAUGUCUGUACUUUAUCUGCUGCUGUACUUGUUUGCCUCCCAGCACGGAUCCUUCCUUGCUUUUUCUUCAAUGAUGGACUUUGGGACAAUGAAUCCAACUUACAACCACAAACUCUAUGUAUACGAAUAGAUAUAUAUAAAUAUAUCGAAAUCUAAGCCACCGUUUUUAUUCUACUGGUAUUAUGAUGAUAAUAAUGACAAUACAAAUAUUGAAAACUGAAUCUGGUUGAUGACUAUAAUAUCUGUAUUUCCGUACUUCAGUGUUAUAUAAGAGAAAAAAUAUUCUAAGAGAAACUUACUAGUGAUUGUGUGUGGAAAUCUGAGGCUGCUGUCCUUCUCUUCUGAUUAAAAUCAUGCUUCUUGUUUUUGUUUUGGGUCAAACCAAGUUGUGGCAAAAAAAAGUCGAGACUACUUAUAGAAAAACCUAAAGCGUAAGAGGACUUUUAUUUAUAUAUGAUAUGGUUUAUAUUUUAUGAUUUUAUUUCAUUUUUUAUCUAUCAAGUCCAUUUAUCUACUGUUUUUCUUAUUAAUUUGCUCUGAUGAAAUCAAUAAAAUUUAAAUGGUACUUUUAUUUUUCUUAAACCUA
Molecule: messenger RNA, 3797 nt
Organism: Labrus mixtus (cuckoo wrasse)
Lineage: Eukaryota; Metazoa; Chordata; Actinopteri; Labriformes; Labridae
Gene: cbln1
Product: cerebellin 1 precursor
Exons: 3
Coding region: 68-643 (191 amino acids)
Cellular component (GO): glutamatergic synapse; synaptic cleft
Molecular function (GO): protein binding
Source: RefSeq, a predicted model, not a curated record